Messenger RNA from Cordyceps militaris CM01, 2820 nucleotides. Its product is annotated as SNF2 family helicase/ATPase. Gene Ontology annotation, cellular component: nucleus. The transcript has a single exon. The coding region runs from base 1 to 2820 and encodes 939 amino acids. The record is from RefSeq and is a predicted model, not a curated record. Lineage: Eukaryota; Fungi; Ascomycota; Sordariomycetes; Hypocreales; Cordycipitaceae. Gene Ontology annotation, molecular function: ATP-dependent chromatin remodeler activity; DNA binding; chromatin binding.
AUGGGAGACUCGUCCCCUCUGCUACCCGUUCGGCGGCUUUACGUCCCCCGAACGCCCGACCGCGAGCUGCAGCAGGACACCAUCCCCUGCUCCCCUGGGGCGCUGCUGCUGCGGACUACGCAGCCCACGCAGAUCCUGCCGCUCACCUCGUCGCCGGGCACCAUCGAGGUGCCCGCCUCGUCGCCGUUUCAGAAGCCACCACCGCCCCGGCUUGGCUCACGGCUGGCGCCCGCCGGCACCGUGUUCCGUCCACCAGUGCAGGCCCGGCGGCCAGUGGCGUCGUCGCCGAAGCGCCCCAACCCCGACACAAUCUCGCUGCUCUCAGACGACGACGAGGACAGUUUGCUACCCCCACGGGGCGAUAUUCGGCCGACGAACUUUAAAGCGCACGUCUCUGCUUUUGCUUAUAAGCCAAGAGCCGACGAGGAGCGCUCCAAGCUGAGGCAAAUAUUCGACGUGUUGGGUGACAGGGUGUCGGUGCAGCAGUCCCGCGAUGCGUUGCGGGCCUACGGCUAUGAUUUGGAGGACGCAAUACAGCACUUGGAAGAUCAAACGCGAAAGAAGAAGAGGCGGCUCGUGCAAGGGCGGCGGCCAAAACUGGUGUCGCCAAGAAAGCCUUCGCCCCCUCCUCCGCCACCAUCCUCUCCGCCAAAGUCGCAGUCUCGGCCAAAGUCGCAGGCAUCUAUCAAGAGGGAGGUGAUUAUGAUAGAGGAUGACGCGUAUGAUUACGAGGAGGACGCUGAAUCUGCACCCGACGAAGAUGGCCGAGUCUUGGAAUCCAUCAACAAGAGCACAUUGCAGGAACUAGCUGCCAUGACUAGCAUCAAGGAAAAUCUGUUGGAACCCAUCAUUAAACAUCGGCCUUUUGCCAACUUGCACGCUGCUCGCACAGUCACUAUUGAGAACCGACAAACUCGAGGGGGCGGGCGGCUCUUCACCGGCGAGACUGUCGUUGACGCUGUGCAAGUCUUUUUGGACGCUGUCACCGCCAUUGACGAGGUCGUCGCUACGUGUGAGGCCAAGGCUCGCACCGUCAAGAGUGUUAUCGACACUUGGGACCUUGAUCAUUUCGGCCACUCAAAAAGCAGAACGACACCCGAAAAUGGGGCGCCUCUUACACCCAACAGCAUAUCCAGCUUUGUGCCGCCUCUGAUACCACAACAACCUGCCCUCAUGGACGGCCACUGCCGCAUGAAGCCGUUUCAGUUAUUCGGGCUCAACUGGAUGACCCUUCUCCAUAAAUUCGACAUUGGCUGUAUUCUUGCUGACGAGAUGGGUCUGGGAAAGACUUGUCAGGUUAUUUCUUUCAUAGCUCAGCUCGUCGAAACGGCAGACGGUACGCGGCCCUGGCCGAAUCUCAUCGUGGUGCCGCCGAGCACCUACGACAACUGGCUGGGCGAAUUCAAAAAGUUUGCUCCCGGGCUGUCCGUCAUUGGCUAUCGCGGAUCGCAGCCGGAGCGUGCCCAAAUCGCCUACGAGAUUGGGCAGGAUCUCGACGCGUGCCAUGUUGUACUGGCCACAUACUCGCAACUCAAGACAGAGGCCGAUCUCGAAGCCAUGCAAUCGUUUGGCUUCAACGCCGCCGUCUUUGAUGAGGCACACAAAAUGAAAAACCCAGAGACACAAUUGUACAAGGAGCUGGGCCGCAUACCUGCGGCAUGGAAGCUGCUGCUCACUGGCACGCCGGUGCAAAAUAACUUGCUUGAGAUGACGUCGCUCCUCAACUUUGUCAACCCGCGCAUGUUUGACGGGUACAUGCAACACAUUCAAUACAUUUUCAGGCAAAAGGUGACCUGUCGCGACAUUUCCAACGGCGCCUUUCUAUACAGCGAGCGUGUCAAGCGCGCUCGCACGAUUCUGGAGCCCUUUAUCUUGCAACGCCGCAAAGACCAGGUCCUGUUGGACUUGCCGCGCAAGAUUUGCAACGUGGUGCACUGCGACAUGACAAAGGACCAAAAACCAAUAUAUGCCGAGUUCGAAGAGCUUUUCAAGAGGUCUCCCUCGCAGCGCAAGGCGAGCGGCCGCAAAAGCGACCGGAACAAUGUGUGGAUGCAGUUCCGCAAAGCUGCCCUCCAUCCGAUGCUGUUCCGCCGCCACUUUACCAAUGAGAUGGUUGCCGAGAUGGCCGAGAUGCUGAUGCAGCGCGAACCGCAGUCGGAGCUACAGCAGCCCAACAUGGAGCUCCUCGUGCAAGAGCUCAAGAACUGCUCCGACUUUGAGCUACACAUGUGGUGUCGUGACUACCCGUACCUGGGAAAGUACGACAUUCCGCCGUCGUCGCUGCUCAACAGCGGCAAGGUGACGAAGCUGCUGCAGCUCGUCCGGCAGUACCAGGCCAGCGGUGACCGCGUGCUCGUCUUCUCCAGAUUCGUGCGCCUCAUUGAGCUGCUACGGGAAGUGUUCGCGCACCACGCCAUUGACCACCGCGUGCUCACGGGCGGCACGUCCGUGGUGGAACGGCAGGGCCUGGUUGAUGAAUUUAACUCGAACCCGGCCAUUAGCGUCUUUUUACUGACGACGGGCGCGGGCGGCACGGGUAUCAACCUGACGUCGGCCAACAAGAUUGUCAUCUUUGACCAGUCGGAUAAUCCGCAAGACGAUAUCCAGGCGGAGAGCCGCGCGCACCGCCUGGGCCAGACGCGGGAUGUCGAGGUGCUCCGGCUGAUUUCGUCGGGGACUAUUGAGGAACUCAUAGACAAAGCUUGUCAGAAGAAGAUUGAGCUGGCCAACAAGGUCACGGGCACGGAGGACGGCGACGGUGGUGAGGGGGAUGCGGGUGAAACCUUGGAGAGUGAGGUGUGGCGGAUGAUGAAGAAGUAG